Messenger RNA from Centropristis striata (black sea bass), 1653 nucleotides. Its product is annotated as homeobox protein Mohawk-like. The record is from RefSeq and is a predicted model, not a curated record. Gene Ontology annotation, biological process: muscle organ development; cell development; regulation of transcription by RNA polymerase II. Gene Ontology annotation, cellular component: nucleus. Gene Ontology annotation, molecular function: DNA-binding transcription factor activity, RNA polymerase II-specific; RNA polymerase II cis-regulatory region sequence-specific DNA binding. The coding region runs from base 87 to 1346 and encodes 419 amino acids. Lineage: Eukaryota; Metazoa; Chordata; Actinopteri; Perciformes; Serranidae. The transcript has 6 exons.
CACUUUUUCACCUUAUUUCUAAAAAAAAAUUACCUUUGCAUCAAGAUGGGAACCUGCUGCUUCUAUUUACAUCUGGAAGUCUACUGAUGCACCUGUUGAUCGAGGAAAAACUCUGUUUAACAAUGAACAACGCUGCCGAGAUGAGGUCUGAUAAUCUGAUUAAUUCGGAGGACAACAGGAGAGCAGAGGAGAGGAGCAGACUGAACUGUGUAGACUUACCUCAGAGCAGUUUAACAGACGGGCAGAACACAGACCUGCUGCGAUGCCAGGAGACCACUGACGACAGCUCUGCUAUCAAGUACAGGAGAUAUGGGUCUCGUCUGGGUGGGGUCAAAGUUCGCCACAAGAGACAGGUGCUGCAGGACAUGGCCCGACCGCUUAAACAUUGGCUGUACAAACACCGGGACAACCCUUAUCCCACCAAGACCGAGAAGGUCCUGCUGGCUCUGGGCUCACACAUGACGCUAGUGCAGGUUUCGAACUGGUUUGCAAAUGCGCGACGGAGGCUGAAGAACACAGUGAGGCAGCCAGACCUGAGCUGGGCCCUGAGGAUCAAACUGUACAAUAAAUACAUCCAGGGAAACGCUGAGAGACUGAGCGUGUGCAGCGAUGACACCGACUCAGAUGAUGAAGAAUGUCCCUUACAAACUCCCAUCAGCCAAUCAGACUUCGGCAGGUCAUCCUCCCACAAGCUGGAGAAGCAGGGCAGCGUCCUCGCCAUGGCCGACUCGGCCAACAGUGACGACAGCACGUCACCUCCAUCCAAGUACAAGAGCAGUUUACUGAAUCGCUACCUGAACGACACCCUGCGGCACAUGAUGGCGGCCAAGCCCGACUGCGUCCCCUCGGCCCGCAAGAGGAGGAGCCACUCUGAGUCGUUCAGCUCCAACGAGUGUGAUCGAGACGUCGUCUCUCCGGCGUCGUCUUACGAAACAGAAGCCAACUUCGUCUACCACAUGGGUGAGAGAUACACAGUGGACUAUACUUCAACUAAAUGUGACAGGGAGCAGCAGCAGCAGGCCCGAGGCCAGCAGAGGCGAGGCGAUCAGGGCUGGAGGGAGAUCCACGCCGCCGUGGCUCUGACCAACUUGGCCCAGGGGCAGAGCUGCACAGCGGGCCAGAGCGGCGUGACAGUGGCCAGAGCUGGCGCGGCGCAGAGCUGCACCCGAGAGCCAUUCUCAGUUAUGAGGACCACUAUCAUAGACAGGAUGUGUGUCACAGGACCUACCGCCGCUCUGAGGCCGAGCUGCACCGCGGGGCCCACUCUCACCAGCCGCAUCAUCCAGAAGUCCUCUCAUAUCUCUGAGGUCCAGACUGUUAACGUGGCCCUGGCAAACAGCGCGUAGGCAUUUCAUUUGAGCAUCUGGUCUAUCGUUCCAUAUAGGAAUACCAGAUGCUUAAGUGCCUUGCAAAAUCUGUACAGCCUCUGUUUUUGUGUAAUGCUGAUAAACUUUGACAUUUUCAAUCAUUUCUACAUUGUAAAAUGGAAAAACUAACCUAAUGCAGUUGAAUAUUUUCUACAUUUUUUGCCAUGUUUCUAAUGUCUUCCUAUUGCCGUCUGUUGCAGUAAGUUAUAUUAACUUCCAUGAGACAGGAUUGUCAUCCAAUGCUAAACUUUGACAGCAGCUAUUUGAAUAAACCCAAUGUGAAAUC